AUGUCAUCCAAACGAUCCAGCAUUGGCGUGCAUCUCAUGAGCACACGUCAUCGACUCGAGCUGCAGGAACUGUUUGAGGCACUUGACAAGGACAAAGACGGCAAGGUAUCACCCACCGACUUGGAAGCUAUGCUAAACACGGCGGGUGUGGCUGCAGGCACCAGUACAGUGCCAUCCAUGCUUAAAAACAUCCAUACCGAUUCAAAUGGCAACUUGGAUUUUGACGAGUUUGCACGGCUGAUGCGACCCACGCUACACAACCCUUUGCGGCUGACAAAGAAGCAGCAAGAGCUCAAGGAGGCGUUUGAUGCGUUUGACCAAGAUGGGGAUGGUACUAUCAAUGCCACGGAGUUGAUGGCUAUGAUGCAGCAGUUGGGUGACAGGGUAACACUACAAGAAGCCGAGCAAAUGAUAAAGGAAGCUGAUCACGACCAGGAUGGUGUUAUUGAUUUGGAUGAGUUUACAAGAAUGAUGGGUGUACGUCCACCUUCUGAACCUGCCACUGUUUCAUCCCCCACAUCACCUGUUGCUUCCUCCGAUACGACAACAUGUCCUGUCCAUCAUCGACAACAUCACCGUUAUUCUGUCAGAAAGUUCUUUUGCAAAUGCCACAAUAACAGCUCGUAG
Molecule: messenger RNA, 627 nt
Organism: Lichtheimia ornata
Lineage: Eukaryota; Fungi; Mucoromycota; Mucoromycetes; Mucorales; Lichtheimiaceae
Exons: 2
Coding region: 1-627 (208 amino acids)
Molecular function (GO): calcium ion binding
Source: RefSeq, a predicted model, not a curated record